AUGGCUACUGCUCAAGAAUACAGAGGAAAUCCCGUUUGCAGUGAAUUUAAGAAAGACAUGUCCUGGGAAAUUUACAAGGAGCGCUUGGAGUUCUGGUUUGAAACUCGAGGAAUCACCGAUGAAGGUGAAAAGAGAGCGCAUCUGUUUGCUGUUGCAGGACAGGAUAUUCUUGAGUUGGCUCAGGCCUUAACUGGAGGCGCUGUGAGAAGUCAUUCGUACACACAAAUUGUAUCUAAGAUUUCUACGCAUAUGGACGCUCAGAGAAACAUGCGUAGAGAGAGAUUUCACUUCUUCCAGAGGGAGCAGAGAGAAGGGGAGACCAUCAAACAAUUUGUUAUGGCCCUCCAUGUCCUUGCUCGUUAUUGCAAAUUUCACGACGUGGAAGAUAUGAUUACUGAUCGGAUGUUCGAUGAGGCAAUGGAAAUUGCAUUGGCUUCAGAAUCAGCGGAUGCUGGAGCUAAGGAGAUGACAAAGGCAAUAGUGUCUGAAGUUCACAAGAGUUGUGUGGCAGGGGAAGCCACUGUAGACAAAGAAGGAAAAAACAUUCAUGCUACUACUGAUGCGUCAGAUAGCGAUGAAGAGAAGGUGAAACAUCUGUCUGGAAGAGUAGGAGGCGUAAAUGUUUUGGGGCAAAUCUGUCCGGAAGAGUGCGUCGAUGUGCAGAUCAAUGGUGUGACGACCGGAAUGGAGGUGGAUUCUGGAGCGACUGUGUCAGUGAUGCCAACAUGGCUUAGUCAGGGUGUAGUCAUUCUUGGAGAGGUGAAUGUGGAAGUAACUCUUGGCAAGAAAAAAGCAAUUUUGCCUUUACUGAUCACAGAAAAGGGUGGAUCACCUCUAUUGGGACGCAAUUGGUUUAAACCUCUGGGAAUCGAAAUUCGGAUAGCCGCAGUAGAAGAAGCAGUGGACUCGAAGACUAUUAAAGAGGUAUGUGAUCGUUACAAGUGUGUUUUUGAGAAUAAGUUGGGCAAGUCUGUUAGGGGAGAAGUUAAGAUUGAAUUAAAAGAGGACGCACAGCCACGUUUUUUCAAAAGUCGGGCUGUACCUUUUGCAAUUAAAGAAGAAGUAGGUCAGGAAUUGGACAGGUUGGUGGAACAGGAAAUCUUGGAGCCCGUGAAUUUCUCGGAGUGGGCAACACCUAUUUGUAUUGCUCGGAAAAAGAACGGAGAAAUUCGCAUUUGUGGAGAUUAUCGUUCAACUGUCAAUGAGGCCUCCCGGACGAACGAUUAUCCUUUACCUACUGUCAGGGAGCUAUUGGCCAAUUGCAAAGGGAAGAUUUUCUCAAAGUUAGAUUUAACUCAGGCAUACCAGCAGCUGCCCGUGAGCGAGGAAACUGCUCAUCUGCUCACAAUCAAUACUCACCAAGGUCUAUACAGAGUCAAAAGGCUUCAAUUCGGAAUCUCAGCAGCUCCGGGAUUGUUUCAGAAAUUCAUGGAUUCGCUACUGCAGGGAAUUCCCGGUGUGCAAGUGUACUUGGAUGACAUUCUCAUUGUGAGUGAUACACCCAAGGAGCAUUAUGAUCGUUUGGCUGAAGUUCUUGGAAGGCUGAAGGGUGCUAACCUCACUAUAAAAAGGGACAAAUGCGUUUUUGGGGCACCCAAGGUUCAAUUUGUGGGUUUUUCCAUUUCCGGGGAUGGUGUACAUUCCCUGGAGGAUCAUGUGACUGCUAUUAGGAGAGCACCCACUCCAAAAAACAAAACUGAAUUGCAGGCUUGGUUGAAGGACUCAACGUUGAGCAGAGUAAAAAGAUGGGUACUGGAUGGAUUUCCUGAACAUUGCUCAGAUAUAGAGCUGAAAACUUAUUUUGACAAAAGAUCUGAGAUUUCAAUUGAAAAGGACAUUUUGCUUUGGGGAGUCCGUGUUAUUAUCCCUGAGAGAGCUAGAAAAUCAUUAUUGGAGACACUUCAUCAAGCCCAUAAUGGCAUUGUGGCUAUGAAGAUGUCGGCGAGAGCAUAUUUUUGGUGGCCAAAAAUGGAUAAGGAUAUCGAGGACACAGUUAGACAGUGCGAAACAUGUCAAGUUUUAAGGAAUGACCCGCCAAAAGCACCACUUUGUGACAACAAGGAAAGCAAGAGACCCUGGCACAAGCUGCAUGUAGAUUUCGCGGGUCCGUUUAUGGAUAAAAAUUUUCUGGUUGUAGUGGAUGAUAUGUCGAAAUGGUUGGAAGUGCGUGUGGUACGGGCACAGUCAUCAGUUGAAGUGAUCAAGGUUUUCCGAGAUUUAUUCGCAACGCAUGGAAUUCCUGCUGAAGUAUGCAGUGACAACGGACGAGCUUUUGUGUCUGAGGAAAUGAAGGAGUUUUGGUGUAGUCAUGGAAUUAAACAUUUCACAGUAGCGCCCUACCAUCCAUCGUCGAAUGGACUUGCAGAACGAAUGGUUCAGUCAGUGAAAGACAAGUUAAAGAAAUUGGAUGGAGAUAUCGAGAGUCGAGUUCGUGAGCUUCUGAUGAAUCAACACACAACCCCACAUGCAACGACGGGAAAAAGUCCAGCAGAACUUUUGAUGGGAAGGCGUUUGAAAACAUUGCUCAGCAAGGUACUUCCAGACGAAUUGGAGGAGGGAAGGAAAGUAGAUGGACAAGCAAGACAAUUCGCUGUUGGAGAUCACGUUUUUGCCAGAAAUUAUGGAUCUGGUCCAAAAUGGAUUGCGGCCACCAUUGUUGAAAAGACUGGACCAGUUUCAUAUCAAGUUCAAUUGGAAUCAGGAGUACUAUGGCGUCGGCACAUUAAUCAGCUGAUUUCAAGGACAUUAGGUACUUCAGCGCAGCCGAAUGUGAUUCAAGAAAAUCCACAGGAAGAAAUUGUUAUUCCGGUUCCAUCCGAAAACUUUUCUGAGGAAGACAUCGAGACAGAAAAUCAAGAAAUAUUGAUAUCGGAUGAUACACCAGCUCCAUUAACGUCAGAAAACAGUCAGAUGCAGAUGGAUCCGGUUUCACCAAGAAGUGUCGAAAGACCUGUUCGUGAACGACGACCACCAAGUUAUCUGAAGGAUUAUCAUACUUACAAGAUUGAAGGGGGAAGGGGAUUUGUUACAUUUAAACUGUAA
Phlebotomus papatasi is the source of this 3042-nucleotide messenger RNA. RefSeq lists its product as uncharacterized. Gene Ontology annotation, molecular function: nucleic acid binding. The coding region runs from base 1 to 3042 and encodes 1013 amino acids. The transcript has 4 exons. The record is from RefSeq and is a predicted model, not a curated record. NCBI's taxonomy places the organism in Eukaryota, Metazoa, Arthropoda, Insecta, Diptera, Psychodidae. Gene Ontology annotation, biological process: DNA integration.